AUGGCUCGUCUCGCCACAUUGGCCAUGCUCUCCGCGCUUCGGGAUGGAGCAGCAAAGAUCGCAAUGGACGUUAGUUACAUAGCCGACGGCAUGAGCAGCCUGGGAUACAUGACGUACGAUGACUCUGUUUGCACCGCCGAGAGCAAAUGCCCAGUAGUGGUGAUCAUUCAUGACUGGACGGGCAUGGACGAGUACGAGAAGCAACGAGCCUGCAUGGUGGCCGACAUGGGCUACGUGGCUUUCGCGGCAGAUAUCUACGGCGAGGACACGCCGAAGGCGAGCAUGAGCGACUGGAUGGCAGCGUCCACGGCACACCGCCAGAACGCGACGCUGUAUAUGAGUAAGAUCCACGGGGCCGUCACGCAGGCGAUGUCCUAUGACUUUGUAGAUCCGGCCAGGAUGGCGGCCAUAGGCUAUUGCUUCGGGGGCACCGGCCUGAUCAAUGUCGCGUUGGCGGGCUACUCUGGUUUCUCUGGCAUCGAGUUUCCGUCCGGUCUCUUGGGCGUCGUCUCCUACCAUGGAGGCCUCAGCAGCGGGUGGCUGGAUCCCGUGGCCGGAAGUCGUCCGCAGCUGCUGGUGCACUCCGGCACCGCGGACGAUUCGAACGAGGACAUCAUGAAUUUGACGAGGGAUCUUGAGAGCGUGAGCGCAGAGUAUUCCAUCAGCAGGUACGGAUACGGAGUGCUCCAUUUCUUCACCGAGUGGGACUCUUCCAGCCCUGGCUUCGCCAUGUACUCGCCGAUGGCCGACCAGCGUUCGUGGGAGGCCACCGAGCGCUUCUUCGUGGAGCUCUUCGACUCGGGCGGCGGUACGCCAGUCGGGGAGCCUGACUUGUCCGCGGUCCCCUCCAGCUUCACGCACAUGAUGGUCAACUACACAGCCGCUGGGGUGGACUGCCAGGGUUUCGUGAUCUAUGACUCCUCGAUCUGCACCAGCUCGUCCAAGUGUCCAGCGGUGGUGGUCAUCCAGGAUUGGAACGGUAUGGACGACUACGAGAUGGAGCGGGCGUACCUCCUUGCGCAGCAGGGCUACGUUGCCUUCGCCGCCGACAUCUACGGCGUGGACACGCCGAAGGCGGACAUGAGCGACUGGAUUGCGGCGUCCACGGCACACAGCCAGAACGCCUCACUGUACAUGAGCAAGAUCCACGGAGCCGUCGCUCAGACCAUGUCAUGGGACGUCGUCGACACCGCCAACAUGGCCGCCAUCGGCUAUUGCUUCGGCGGCACCGGGCUGAUCAACCUGGCCCUCGUGGGGCACAGCGGCCUGGCGGAUGUCGCCCCGUUCCCCGUCGGCCUCAAGGGCGUCGUCUCGUACCAUGGCGGCCUCGCUAGCGUGCAGUCUGCCCAGAGCGGCACGACUCGCCCAAAGGCCCUCAUCCUGGCCGGUGCCCAGGACACCAGCAUCUCCGAUGCGGCCGUGUCGGCCCUCACCGACGACCUCGAGAGCGUGGAAGCUAGCUUCGAGAUCACAAGGUACGGGUCCGGUGUUGUCCACAGCUUCACGCACUGGGGCAUGGCAAUGCCACAGAUGGGCUCAGCCUAUGAUGCCACUGCGGACUUUCGAUCAUGGUACGCCACGACGAAAUUUCUCGAGGAGAUCUUCUCGGACAGUACGCUUGGCACACAGAAAUCGGCCGUGUGCGAACUUCUGCCUGUCCAAGAAGAUGCUGCGAGCGGCGCGCGCGAGGCGGGCAGCGAAGUUUUCUGUCUCACAGCUCUUGCGCUGACGGGCAGUGUUAUGACUGCCAUCUCGUGA
Molecule: messenger RNA, 1758 nt
Organism: Prorocentrum cordatum
Lineage: Eukaryota; Dinophyceae; Prorocentrales; Prorocentraceae
Source: the annotation of a GenBank genome assembly